AGCCUGUUCCACUCCGCUGCACUGAUAAGAAGCUGCAUAUCUAUGAAACUAUUACAAAACAGAAAAUGGCUGAAGGAGCAGAUUCGACUGUGGUGAAAGCUUUGACAGCUUUUGUGGAAAGUGGAAGAGCUCUGCUGGACCUCGCCGAGAGGGAGAGCAGGGAAGGCUCUCUCCAGGAAUUCAUCAGGCAGAAAAUCCGCAUAGAGCAAAAACAUUCAAUGCUUGGUCUGAUCGAAGUUGCUGCUGCUUUGUACAGAAGUUUGUCUGUUCAGACCAAAAACGAUGCAGAGGAUCUCUGGAGAAAAAAAAAUCACUGUGCUGCUGUACAGGACGCUGUGCUCAACUUUCAGCAACUAGAAGUGCAGUGGGAUGCCUUUCUGCAGCGUUUGGAUGAUGAGUUACAACUGAGUGCUAAAAUACUGGCCGGGGAACAUCAGUCAAAAUGUAUUUCACCUGAUAUAUCUCUCAUUGAUGCCAGAACAGGAGGAGUAGUGAAAUUAGAGAAAUAUCUUGGGAAAGGUAAAAAGAUCCUGCUGGUGUUAAUCCGUCAGUUCUCCUGUCUGCUCUGCCGUCUCCACCUUAAAGAUCUGGAGAAGAAUCAGAGGUUCUUGGAUGCACACUCAAUGCAAGUGGUUGUGGUUUCAUUUGGCUGUCAGGAGGGAGCUUCACACUGGCUGCAGGAGACUGGCUGUCACUAUGACAUGCUGUUGGACUCUGACAGGAAGAUGUAUACUGAUUUCGGCCUGGGAGCAUCUCUGAAGAAAGUUUUAAACUUCAGUAACAUGCUGCUCUAUGCUGAAUACGUGGUGGCCAAUAUGGAGUUUCCAAGAGGGCUUCCAUCGAUUCAAGACGACAUGUUUCAGCUGGGAGGCGACUUUGUUUUGGACGAACAUGGGAGGGUGCUGUUCUCUCACCGCUGUCAGAGUCCCAUAGACAGACCCUCAGUGGAGGAUAUUUUAUCUGCACAGUGAAGAUGAAACUCCCUCACGAACAACACAGCACAGGUUCAUUAAAGCAGAAAAGAAGGAGGUGAUGUCAGCUGAAAAACUUCUUGUAUCAGUUUAGAAUAACAGUGACUGUUAUAUGUCAGGUUGUAAAGUCAAAAAUAUUGUGACAAUUAGCUUGAUGGUUUCGACUUGGUAAAAUAUGAUAAAUACAACCAAUAAAAUGCUUCUGUGCAAUUUUUAAAACAAAACUGAUUGAGUUCACACUGUAUUAAAACUCUAACACUAAUCAAACUGUUGCAAUUAUUUGCAAUUAUCAAAGACUAAAGUUGUUAUGAAAAACGCUCUGCCUCGUGCUCAUACUUGCAGAAAAGUGCCAAUAUAUGGUGAUAGUUUUGCCCACAUCCUCUAAUGCAACACAACUGUCCUUACUCCAGAAUAAUUGAAAUACUUGCUCAUAAAGUGACUAGCUCAAAAACGUUGUCUUAUCUUGCUGCAAUGUACUUUUAUUUAUUAAUUCUUAUCCUUCAGCCCAGUUGAGGUCAACCAAAAACAACA
This is a messenger RNA of Plectropomus leopardus (leopard coralgrouper), 1502 nucleotides long. RefSeq names its product prostamide/prostaglandin F synthase-like. The record is from RefSeq and is a predicted model, not a curated record. Gene Ontology annotation, molecular function: prostaglandin F synthase activity. Gene Ontology annotation, biological process: prostaglandin biosynthetic process. NCBI's taxonomy places the organism in Eukaryota, Metazoa, Chordata, Actinopteri, Perciformes, Serranidae.